Drosophila eugracilis is the source of this 1028-nucleotide messenger RNA. RefSeq lists its product as uncharacterized. The transcript is spliced from 2 exons. Lineage: Eukaryota; Metazoa; Arthropoda; Insecta; Diptera; Drosophilidae. Bases 81 to 917 code for a protein of 278 amino acids. The record is from RefSeq and is a predicted model, not a curated record.
UUACUUCCGUUUCCGACUGACUUUUAGUCUUUAGUCCUAAAUUUUCUUUUUUCCUACAAACAUCAAAUUUGGCCUGCAAGAUGUCCGCUCCGGAGAACAGUUGUCGGCGUCUGGUCGAAAAAAACUUUGUCCCAGGACCAUGUCGCAAGUGCUUUGAGUCCACCUGCGGCCCAUGCAUCGACUACAGGAUACCAACGCCGCCAGAGGUCGUAGGUGAACCAGGUGCUAUUAUCAUAGAAUCUCCGCCGCCACCACCCACCAUUGAACCGGAUGCACCCGUGCGGCAACAUAUCAACAUUCGGGCUGAGUGCAGCAAGGGGCGCCCGCUCUUGGAGUCCGACAAGGAUAAGCUGAGGUGCUGCACCAUGUGCGUGGCCCAGGAGGAGAAUCUUCGUGGCAAUCUCUGCUCUGCGGCGUGCAGGCCACUUCAAACUCUAUUGCACCUGAAUGAGUGGACCAAGCGGCCUCGGCCAAAACCCACCUACAAGCAUUCGGUUAUCCUGGACAAUAACACCAUGGCAGGUCGAUGUUUUCCCAUCAAAUUCCAGCUGAAACGCAUGAAGAACAAGUGCCUGGACUGCGGCAGGGAUCUCUACUUCCGGUAUCCCAUAACAAACAAUAGCGACCUGCUGCUUAUAAAGAACUGCUGCGAUGUGGAAGUUUAUCCAGCUUCGAAGGUGGAGAACAUGAACAACGUGAGGGUCACCAAGAUAUCGGGAGUCAAGAAGUUCGCCAACAGUGUGUUGAAGGAGCGGUCGGAAUGCCGCUUGUUCACCCUAGCUAGCCAAAUUCCGCGUGUGAAAUCAUCGUUGGGUAUUAACCUUAGGUCAAGUACUAGACAGAGCCGAAGGAGUACCAGAAAAAGCAGGAAGAGCACCAGGAAAAGUUCCAGGAAAAGUAGGAAGAGUACUAAAUAAAAUGAAGUAACAAAAACACGGACUGACUAUAAAUAUCAACGAAAUUGAAUAACUAAUACUAAAUUUAGUCUCCAAAAUAUUAAAAUAAACAAUAAAAAGGCAUAAACUUAA